Molecule: messenger RNA, 528 nt
Organism: Theileria annulata
Lineage: Eukaryota; Apicomplexa; Aconoidasida; Piroplasmida; Theileriidae
Exons: 1
Coding region: 1-528 (175 amino acids)
Source: RefSeq, a predicted model, not a curated record
AUGGACUUGGAAGAGGGUAGAUAUAUAAUCUGGCUAGAAAAUUGGCUAAAUGAAUUUUCAGAGUGUCAAUAUUCUGAACCGGAGGGAAGAGAUGACCAUUUCACGGUGGAUUUCUCGAAAUAUGCGAGUUUGCCAGAGAUUUCUCUGGAAAUUUACAACUCAAUAAAAAGCAGUGGCCUCUCUUUAGAACAACUUAGCACAUAUAUAAACAAGCUAGGAGUUAUAAUAUCACAGUCUGACCUUGGAGCCAUUUCAGCCCAGCCGCGCUCAAAAAUGGCCAAAAUGUUCUCAAUUAUUUUCGAAACCUCAGACAUCUCAAAUAUACUCCUAGAGAGCAUAAACGAAAACUCCUACGCCUACGUAUACCUCAUGAUCAGAGUCCUGUUUGAGAUUAUUCUAUACACCGAAAGUACACCAGUAAGGUCAUUUGCACAUUCUCAAAUUGUCAAGAAUAAACAUAUUAUCAACGCACUUAUAUCAUUAUCAUAUAAUCCAUCUACCAUUCCCAUACAUUAUACAGGUGCCUAA